Larimichthys crocea (large yellow croaker) is the source of this 1203-nucleotide messenger RNA. It is a transcript of the gene c1qb, whose product is annotated as complement component 1, q subcomponent, B chain. NCBI's taxonomy places the organism in Eukaryota, Metazoa, Chordata, Actinopteri, Sciaenidae. The transcript is spliced from 5 exons. Gene Ontology annotation, molecular function: protein binding. The coding region runs from base 155 to 877 and encodes 240 amino acids. The record is from RefSeq and is a predicted model, not a curated record.
UCACUAUUAACACCCGUGUGCACUCUUAAACCGUUUCACUUCCCGUUUCUUCCUGACUGAGUUGCUGCGGUCACUGUGAAGCAGAAAGCUCUUCGGCUGCGCUCUCCAUCAGCUUAUUACUCCGUCAGAGGACGACUGACUGCAUUAUCUGCAAAUGGCCCCCCGGUGGCUGAGCUGCAGUACUGCAGUGUUUCUACUCUUGGUUCAUGUUGGCUCAGUUCAUACCCAGGCCUGUGGAGUCCCUGGGAUUCCUGGGAUACCAGGCACUCAUGGGCCCAAUGGUGUCGAUGGUCUGAAGGGAGAGAAGGGGGACCCUGGUGAGGCCGGUGAGCCGGUCAGGGGCCAGAAAGGGUUGCCAGGUCUGUGGGGCCCUCCAGGACGGCCUGGGUUGAAGGGUGAUGCAGGUCUUCCAGGGCCUCCGGGUACUCCAGGCCAACCAGGGGAGAAGGGAAGGGCCUUCAACCCUUCAAACCAGCAGAAUUCCUACUUUUCCCGCAAAGCGGUCUUGUCACAUGUACCGGAGUUGGAAACUGCUAUCAACUUCAACACGGAGAUUUUGCCGGACCUGGAUCAACGGUUUCGUGGAGAAUUGCUGACAAACGGGACGUUUGUAUGUGCCAUCAAAGGCGUCUAUUUCUUGAGUUACCACGUUUCAGCGAAGAGCAGAGUGGGUCUGAAGCUGGUGAAGGGCAGUGACAGUCACAUAACUCUGACUGACCAGUCUGAAGGCUUCCUGGUCACCUCCGGCUCGGCGGUCCUGGAGCUGGAAGUCGGAGACAGGGUCUCACUGCACGUGACUAAGUAUAACAACAUCGUGACAAGCCAGGGCAGCACCAGCCACACCUUCACCGGCUUCCUGAUCUUCCCCACCGCAUAAUGCAAGGAUCGAAAACACCACAGAUGUUGAAAUGAAAUAUUUCUGUAAUAGUACGAAGAUCAGCAGAAUUAAAGCACCUUAAAGCACCAUGUUGCAUGUUUUCAGUACUUUUAUAACUGAUGUGCAUUUUCAUUUCAUUUCAUUUUAACCUAACACUUCAGGUUUUACAAUAGCCAGCAGUUUUUAAUUCUUUUAGUACAUUUUAAUGGUACAAUCUGUAAUCAACAUAUAAGCAAACAAGACUGAAACCUGCUAUUGCUUCCACAUUUAGUGACGUGAUGAUUUUUACACUGUGUAGCACUGAUUAAAAACUAAAUCCACAUUAA